GAGGAGUCAUUACGUUUGAACUAAGCGCGCCGCUUCACUGUUUUUAGGAACUCAAAACUAAUCCAAAAUAAGCUAUAUAACACAAUUAUGGAGUUUAAUUGAACAAAUCCGUGUGAAUAAGAUUUCUUGAUCAUCUCAGCGUCAUCUGGACCAACAAUGCCUAUUCGAGCAUACUGCACCAUCUGCUCAGAUUUCUUUGAUAAUUCCAAAGAUGUGGCUGCAAUUCACUGUGGUCACACUUUUCAUUAUGCCUGUCUUCUUCAGUGGUUUCAGUCGGCCCCAAACAAAACCUGUCCACAGUGCAGGAAGCAGGUCAGUACGCGGCACAUUAUCAACAAGCUGUUCUUUGACAUAGCUCCAGAGGAUGAUGGGACGCCGGUGGACCCAGAAAGUUUACAGAAUGAGCUUGAUCGCAUGAAAGCAGUGUUGUCUGGAAAAGAGAAAGAAUGGAGGGACAAGCAGAAGUCAGUGGACACUCUAAAAGACACUAUUGAGAAGCAGAAAAAGGACCUGGAAAGACUCCGAAAGGAAAUCGGAGACAAAGAGAUGCUGUGUUCUGUCCUCCGGAAACAGAUGAAUUUCUUGGAGAGUCAGAAAAAUGAAGGGCAGGCAGCUAAAGAGGAAGCCAAGCGACUCAGAGUCAAAAUGAAAACCUAUGAGAGUUUAGAUGUAGUCCUACAGGGUCAAAGGUCAGAGGUGGAGGCCAUGAUCACUGAUAUGGGUGUUGGUCAGUCUGCUGUUGAACAGCUGUCCAUUUACUGCAUCUCGCUUAAAAAGGAGUACGACAAUCUAAAAGGAAGCCUCAAGUCAUCAAAUGAGAUGUGUGAGAAACUAAAAAGGGAACUGAUCUCGUCUAACAGCAAGUUGCAAAAAGCCACUACAGAGACAAACAGGACAAAGGAGGACAUGAAGGCACUUCAGAAUGACCUGUCCAAUGCCGACAAAGAGAUCACUAGCUUGAAGAAGAAGGUGGAAAUUCUUCAACGGACAUUAAGCACUCCGACCCGCACCAAUGAGGCCAUCAGCAGACUGGUCUUCGAAAGCCCUGCACCUUUGGAGCUGAAGCCUCCUGGUCCUGGUCCGAUGACAGACUCUCAGGAAAUUGACCUUAACCUGACCUUCGACAUUAACACACCUGAACAGGUGGAGAAGAAACCUGUUCAGGUGCCAUCUAAGAAGAUGCGUCUGGACCCUUCAGCGUCCUCAUCCAAAAAUGUGGAAAAUGCGCUCGGACGUAGUAAUGCUCGUGUUAAAGAUGAUGAUGUCAUGAUGGGACCCAUGUUAAGAAACUCGCUGCUCUUCAGAAAGAACGCAUUUGGAAGCAUGCUGGACCCAUGCAAAUUUGGCACUGUAAGAUCUGGCUAUGAUGGACUUGGAGGAAGAGCCAAAUUUAUCCAACCUUCUCCGUUAUCUGAGAUUCGACCCCUUGCCAUGAAGCCUAAGAGGAAGAAAGUGUCCAGGCCCGUUACAAGCAAGCCCGCCUCCAGCCUGACCACUCUGGAUGGUUUCUUGGAAUAAAACAUCUCCCCUUUGAGGCCUGCAAGAACAUUUUUUCCCAUUAUGCGAAGAAUAAGGGAAGCAACUAUUUACAGCAACGUUAAUAGGGGAAGUGGUCCUAGUGGUCUAUUGCAAAGAACAGUUUCUACAGUGAGUCUGACCAGUUUCAGGGGCUUUCGCAUCCACAAAGAGCUGGAGAUAAAUGGAGAAAAAUGACACUUGCUUUUGGAAGUUUUCAGUAGCGACUGAAAAUGAGGUCUAGUGUUAGACUGUGUUUGUGGAAAUAUCAAUGGCCGGUCUGAGCUGAUCUGUAUGCUUAUCUGUGUGUUUUUAAGCUCUUCCUUGUACAAACUGAAUCGUGCCACUGGGUAGUGGGUGCCUCAUAUUAUGCUAAAAUGAACUUGUGUCUCAUAAGAUAGAAAAGACUUUUAUUUAUUUGACUAGCUCACCAUCAGACUUCAAUAUGACUGCAUGGAUGGUAUUUAAAGUGUCUUUAGGUCAGAGUUCAUGUUUAGUUUUUGUGUUUAUAUUUGUCUGUUUUGUCUUUUCCUUUCUGAAUAUAUUGAUAGAAAUUCAUCUUUGUUUUUUGAGAUUUCUCUAUUUUUUUGUGUGUGUCUCUGUACAGAUGAGUAUAAUUUGAAACAAUAAA
Molecule: messenger RNA, 2146 nt
Organism: Labeo rohita (rohu)
Lineage: Eukaryota; Metazoa; Chordata; Actinopteri; Cypriniformes; Cyprinidae
Gene: traip
Product: TRAF-interacting protein
Exons: 16
Coding region: 157-1518 (453 amino acids)
Source: RefSeq, a predicted model, not a curated record